Messenger RNA from Chelmon rostratus (copperband butterflyfish), 4926 nucleotides. RefSeq names its product KIAA0825 ortholog. NCBI's taxonomy places the organism in Eukaryota, Metazoa, Chordata, Actinopteri, Chaetodontiformes, Chaetodontidae. Bases 297 to 4277 code for a protein of 1326 amino acids. The record is from RefSeq and is a predicted model, not a curated record. The transcript is spliced from 23 exons.
UAAUUCUGAAAGAGGGGCUGCUUAUGAAACCGCACGGCCGUUUACUAAAACUGCUCGGAACAGAGUCCAGUUAGCGUUCAGUAACCGACAGAUAAGCUUUCCAUCACAAUGACUUAAUUAUAUUACGUGGGUGCAUAGUUUCUGUUGAAUUGUCUUGGUUUACCGUUUUGUUAUAGCUAUAAAAAGAUAUCAUCGGCAAAUGUCAGCAGUAAGUGGCUGCAAAUGACGCUGCUCAUGUUUUACCUCCCUGUAAUGGAUUAACAUUGAGAGACGAAUAUAACGGAGCUUGGAAAAGGAUGGAUUGGCCGGGGGAUGUUCCUGAAGACCACGCCUUUGUGGAGCUGCUGGUUCCAGGGGUUUCCAGUGAGAUGGACUUCGAACAGCUCCUAAAAGACACAGAGGAGAAACUUACUCUCAAUGCCAACAGCAUUGAACAGCAGCUGAAGGAGCUCCAGGCCACAAUGGGCGAAUCCCGGACAGGCGAGCGUCCACCGAGCCCUUCAGAGUGGUUCAGAACGCACAACAGCUUCAAGCCUGUUACCACAGGACAUCAAGAGCUCAUGGACUUCUUCAGAGCUUUGCAAGAGUACCUGAGGUCUGAAGAGGAGGGCAAAGAGGAGGUGACACUUCAGCUGCUGCUGAAUGUAUCUUCCCAGUCUGGCAUUUGCUUUCCUUGUACCCCUUCUUCUUCCUCCUCUCUUCAUCCUCAACUGACUGCCUCCUGCAUCCACUUGGUACAUACCGUCAGAGAUGACGCUUCAUUGGAGAUCCAGGAGGCGUGGGAUGAUGUGCGUCUCCAGCUGCGUCGCCACCUGCUGGGCCGGCUGUCUCCCCGCAGCCCUGACAAUCCUGGACCGGGACGUGUUUCUGCUCUGUCCAUCCCAGAACAGGUCUUCUGUCUGCAACAGCUGUUCUUUCUUUACCCUGAGUCUGAGGUGCUCACACAUUACCAGCGUCUGAGAAGCCAAACCGUGCUGGAUCUUCUUAUCUCUGCACUGAGCUCAAGCUCAGGCGGUGAGACUGGCUUCGACAGACUGGCUGUCGGCUUCCGGUCUGUGGUCCCAGCUCUGACCCAAGCCCUCACAGAUGAGCUCUAUGUCCUUUCAAGACUAGCAGAGCCACCCACCAUCCUGGGCUUCCUCAAUGCAGCCUACCUCAGCACCGUGGCCCGAGAACUGGCCUCCCUGAUGGAGAGAGAAUAUGAGACGGCCCUGAGGGACAACACCUCGCACAGCAGCAAGAAACAUUCAGCCAGGUCCCGGGUAAACAUAGCACCGAAGGAGCCUCCCAUGAAAAACAGGAGCUUCAGUUUGACCUCCCACCAGCUGAGGGCGUUAACCCAGCUGGCCUGCACCCUGCUCGGGUUUGAGAGGACUGUGAAGGAGCUGAUCACGAAUAUGACGUUCAUUGAUUGUACAGGGGAGACUCCAUGUGUAAAAGGUAUCUUGAAAAAGAGUAGAGAGGAUUCACACCUGACAACAGAUGGCAAGAAACCCACAGCAGAAGCUCGUCACACACCAGAGGCGCAGGUUUUGGAGUUUGACUGGAGGUCAGCGUUUAGAGGGUUGGUCCCCCACAUGGCUCACUGUGUUAAAGUGGUGCUGGAUGAUGCUUGUGCCAAGAGUCUGCAGCAGGAAGAGGCCUUACAUUCUUCAGGACACACCUCCGUCACCCUGACCUGCGCUACUGGGAGCGCUGCUGCCGCCGCCGCCGCCGCCGCCGCCGCCAGCAACACACAUCUCAGAGAAGAUUCCUGCUCCACCUACUCAGAGAGAGAGACUCCCAAAUUUAUAGCCAAGUUCUGUGGAGCAAUCAUGACUGAGCUGGAUGCUUUACUACCCUUGGCAGAAGCCUGCAGGGACAGCUCUCUCCUGGAGGUGCGAUCAAGCUUUGUGGAGACGUGUGGCAGGGCAGCGUUCGCCAUGCUGGGCCGUUUGCAGGAGAGGGCCCUGGAGGUACCGUCCUCUGCACCCAUGAAGAACCUGCCUGCUCUGCUGUCCACUUGCAUUUAUGUGCACCAACGACUGGAGCACUACCAUGCCAGGCUGAAAGAUUCAAAUACCGCUGCAGCUAAAGUACCCCUGACCCUGCUGCCUAUCCAGAAGUACCAAGAAAUAGUGGAGGCCUUAAGAGACCAGCUGACCAGCUACUGCAUCCAGGUUUGCUUCACCUGCAUUCUGCAAGACGCAGAGAGUCACCACUGGGCUGACCCCAAGCCCUUUUACGAGGGUGAGCGCUGCUCCUUCUCGGUGCAGAUGUGGUUCUACUUCCUGUGUGGGCUCCGUAGCGACCUGUGGGCGAUCCUUCCGGCAGACUUGGCCAAGGAGGUGCUUGGCCAGGUGCUGUCAGAGACUUUACAACUGCUGGUGCAGAGAUAUGCCAGGGCCCGUCCUUCAUACAAGAGACACCUGCAAGUCAGGUGUGACAUCACAGCAGUGUUGCUGUAUGUGGAGCAGCUUAUGUGGAGUGUGUGUGAAAGUCCCGAGGCCUUGGUGCACUCCAAUCCUUAUUCAGCAAUUGCCAUAAUAGCGGGCAGAUCAGACUGGCCGUACCAAAUCCACAGCCUGUGUGAGCAGCUCCUGACAGUCCUCGUCAUUGUCACAGCACCUCUUUCUUUGCUGUAUAGGAUAUUUAUGAUUGAUCCUGCGAAGGAGUCCACGCCGCAUCAGCCUGACAGCCCUGCUGUCCACUGGCUAAAUGCUAUCAACCCUGACCUCUUCACCGAGCAGGCCAUGCGAGACGGCCUUGUGGGCCAGGCGGCCUCCGCGUGUCAGCUGAGGCUGCUGACCUCUGACCCGGGAUGCAAUCCCAGGUUGCUGCUGCGAACGCUGCUUUACAGAGACUGUCACCUGCCCAGAAUGCUCCUGGAAAACUCUCAUUUUUGCAUGGAGAGCUGCUUAGAAAUGUCUACAGAGGGCUCUAAGGCAGGAGAUGACUUCAUAGUCGCAUUGUUCAACCUUUUCAGUUGCCUGAACAAUGUUCCGAAGGCCUUGACUCAGGUCCUUCAACCAUACCUGGAAAGGGCACAAAUAUGGGACCAUCUCUACACACUUGCAGACACAACGAGGACAGUUCCUGUAGUGAUCAGCUGUGUCCGGGCGAUCGUCACCAAGUCUACCAACACCCUCUUGGUACACCUGGUCUCCAUGGUGAUGGGUUGGCAGGCCACAGAGGUGCGCAGUGGAGCCCUGUUCAAGCAGAAUGCACCUGAGAGUGUCUUGGCAAAAAUCCCAAAGGAGUGGAACUACACACCACCUGAAGCAAGGAGAAAGGAGACUGCCACUAAGACUGUCAUAUCCUUAACUAUCCAGACCUUCUCCUUCAUUUUAACCAACCUGCCCCUCGCCGUAGCAUCCGUGCCUCUUCCGAUCCGCUACCUCUUCCAAGUGGCAGAGAAGCAACUCUCCCAGCAUUCCCGGCAGCUGCGCUUAGUGGGCCUGUUACUCUGGGCCCUGCUAGGCUGUCUGAUCCAGGGCCUGGAGGACCCACGCACAUUAGAACAGAUCAGUGGUCUGGCCCUGGACAGCGGAGCAAAAGAGCCCCUGUCCCUGCUGGCUGAGUGCCUACAGGCUGCCAUGGGCAUUCAACAGAAGGGUGUUCCCAAACCCACAAUGCACAAAGUGCUGCAGGCUAUGGAGGAAAAAAGACCCAAGUGGACAAACAUACAGCUGCAGAAGGCCCGCAAGCUCUGCUCAGACAGUGAGUUUGAGCGAGGAAGGGAGAGCGGAGUCGCUGCGGCUGAACUGACUGAGCAGAAAAUAGGCCUGAUGCUGCUGGAGGUCUGCCACAAAGCAGGUGGCAGCGACUACCUGAGGCAGAUCUAUCACAUCAUCCAAGGCAAUGAGGAAUUAUUGAUGUUUAAACUAAGCGGAAGAACAAACUCGCCCAGUAAUCCUCCUCGCUUUGUGAACUUUGACCUUGGCUCUGAGAGUCACGGGGACACUGUCGGCUUCAACCCUCUCCACCAAUUUGACCAUGUUGGCAAGAAGAAGCUGGAUCAGAGUGCCGUGGUCGACUGGGCAUGGGACUGGCCGAGGCUGGUGCCAGCCUAUCAGGGCAUGAGUCAGGUCACCUUCAAAACUCUGCUGGCCAACAGGUGGGAGAUGCAGGAGGGUGCGGAGAUGGAGGAUGGAGAGAGAUCUAUGAUGAAGGAGCUUCAGAAAGCCUAUUUUGUGUGCUGCUGCAGCCCGAGACCGCAGGACCCUCCUGAAGCUGAGACACUGGCAGAGCAGACCCAGGGGGAAACACAACCAUCCGAUAAGAGUGCUGCCCAAUAACAGCCCACGUAGUUGGAAUUUUUAUCACAUUGUAAAUGUUUGCUUGUAAUACUCACUUGCAGCUCUCGAGGUACUGGAGUGUGUGUUUGUGUGUGGGUGUGAUUGGGUUUGUGCGUGCACUGUAUGCAGCGAGUUCACGUGUGUGUUUGUGUGUGUGUGUGUGUGUGCAUGAAAAGACGAGGGAGAGAGCGGACAAGGAACUGUGGAACAACAAAAAGAGUGAGGGAGAUGGUGCCUCCCUCUUUAUGCACACGCUUCAGACAAACUCUCUGUGCUUUUCUGUGCUGCAUCAGGCGCAUUUCAUCUUUUUGGAGCACAUCUCCAGAAAUCAGUUCUGGGAAAUGGAGGGCCUGGAUUUGUUUGCCUGGGACAAGAUGGGACUGUGUGAUCACUGUCGGUAGUUGAAGUUUUUUUUUUUUUCUUUUUUUGAGACAGUGAGUGUAAAGACAUUGGUGUCAGCAUACUUUCUCCUGGUUCCUGAAAGCAAACAUCAAAUAUUACGGUUUGGAAGCAAGAUGAUGUAUGUUUUGAUUACAGUGUGUCCCAAAAAUCUGCCCCACGAUGUAAUAUCAGUCAGUAUUUUGUGCAAACUGAGAAAACAUUUAUUUUAUGUGUAAUACGUUUGCUCAGUAUAUUUUUUCCAAGCUUG